GGUACUCACUAAUCCUAUUGCUGCCAGAGAGAGAUGUUUAAGAGGCUGGCCAAGCAGCUCUUGGAAGAGUUGGGUUCGGACAGGAAGCUGAUUCCUGUGUCCAGUCUAGCCCACAGUGACAGCUUCCGGCCUCUUUCUCUGGUGACCAAAGAGCAGUCCAGGUUGCCAUGGCAUACCCGAAAAUAUUUUCCAACCCCGCUCAAGCUGGCAGAUAUAUUACAGGAAGGAGCAACUAUGGAAAUAGAGCUGAAGCACUCAGAACCACUCUUGUUUUCUGCAAACACGUGCCAUAAAUCCGGCGCAAGGCUGAACCUUAAGAUUCAUUCUGCACAAGUGGAAAUAAGCGGUCUGGGCUCAGUUUGUUCAUCGGCCUCUCCAGUAUAUGUGAAGAAGACCUACGUGGACACUAGAGAGUUAUGGACAAUUGAGACAUCCCUCAGUAUAAUCCAGCAAGCCUACCCUAAACUGCAUUUCUACAUUGUGACGGAAGCCUUUGAGAUAAUGGAACCACUUCUGGUAGAAGAGACCAUGGAAGCAGGAGGCAAGGGAGGGGUUACUGUGGCAGAGUUACUUCAUAUUCAGGGCCUGAAUGCAAGAGUGAAGAAGAGGUCCAUGCUUAUUCCCCAAGGUACGGUGAUGGCUUAUGGGGUUGAGAAGCUCCAGCUUCUUGAGGAAGACCUAGCUUUUCCCUGCCCAAGAGAUCAAACAAAGUUGGCAUCCUUGCUUACUUAUAAUGAAUUCCAGGAUGAAUUGGGCUCCUCACUUACAGUUUUAGGUGUCCAGCAUGUGAAAGAUGCUGUUAAAGAGGCCUAUGAGCCACUCAUAUACCUCAGCCAGGCCUCAAAGAAGAAUCUUUUGGAAUCCUUUGGAAUAUUCUUUCAAGAUGGAGAUAUUGCCUCCACUGUUCAGUCAGUGCUGGACCUUUCUAUGGUGGGGAACAAUGUUGAUCACUCCAUAUUGGAACCAUUGAGUGAAGACAUCCGACCUUCAGUGGAAACAUUGCUGUCUCAUUUAGGAAUCCUCCCAGAAACAGAAAGAGGAGAAAGUCAAAGAGACCUCUGGGAACCUGUGCAUUUCUUUUGUUCUUCAAUAGAUGACUUGGACUAUGAGAUAUUGCCUCUCUUGGAGACCAUUGUGGAGAAGAACAUUGUGGUCAAACUACUGGAGAUGAUGGAUGGCAUUCUGGAGUGGAUUCUUUCUGGUGAGGAAGGUAGUCUUUUCACUCUCCCAUUUCAUUCCCUGAUGGAUGAAGAAGCUGAACUAACAGUGGAGAUGCUCCAAACAUGCAGCCUGGAUUUAGAAACAGGGGAAGCAUGCGUGGCUUGCCUAUGGAACAGUAAAGCCCACUCAGAACUGGCUGUUCUUUACUCCAGUUUGUAUGCUCUAAAGAUUUUAAGUGUGUGAAGGAGGAAGGAACACGUAUUCCAAAAAAGACUAUACUCUCCUGAUGGACUGUGGACUCAAUAUUUAAAUUUCAGUUUCUUGGGACGUCAUCUUCUCCUACCUGUGUGAUCCAAAGAUUAUGGGAAACAUGAGUGGUUUGUAUGUAUUUAAAAGUUUACAAGAGAUUUGUCAUCCCUGCUGUCUCCUCAGUGAUCUUGUUUCUCAUCCAUAUCUUUGGAAAUUGUGUCAAUGUGGCUGAGAUGUUGGCCUAGAUCCUAAGUUAUAUUCUUAAAAAAUAAUAAUAUAGACCUGAUGCUUCUUCAGGGCAGGCUCUAG
Molecule: messenger RNA, 1719 nt
Organism: Anolis sagrei ordinatus
Lineage: Eukaryota; Metazoa; Chordata; Lepidosauria; Squamata; Anolidae
Product: gasdermin-A3
Biological process (GO): defense response to bacterium; pyroptotic inflammatory response
Molecular function (GO): phosphatidylinositol-4,5-bisphosphate binding; phosphatidylserine binding; phosphatidylinositol-4-phosphate binding
Source: RefSeq, a predicted model, not a curated record